Symbiodinium pilosum is the source of this 447-nucleotide messenger RNA. NCBI's taxonomy places the organism in Eukaryota, Dinophyceae, Suessiales, Symbiodiniaceae. The record is from the annotation of a GenBank genome assembly.
AUGUGCAAGUGUGGAAAGACAUGCUCCAGGGUGUCCGUCGGAGUGGGCUUGCUGCUGACCAUCGCGGGCAUUGCCUUGUUGUUGGUCGGCGCAAUGGGACUGAGCAGCCUGAGCAUCAACGUGAGCGCAGACAUUGAUGGCGGGAUGACCGGCAUGCUCUCAUCUGACGGUGUGAGCCGAGCCCCAGCGCAGCGUACCUUGAACGAUCUGGACUGGACCAUUGGAGCAUCCGAGACAAAGCUCACCGACUUGAAGCUGGCCGCCCAGGUCACUUUCACCCAAGAAGGCGACGCCUCCAUCACCAGCGCCGAGGGCAUGUGGUCCAUGCAGCUUUGCGAGGUCUUCGAAGAGGUCUUCGCCGUGGCUGGCCGCUCCAUCAUCAUGAUCGCCUGCGGCACCCCGUCGAUGAAUUGCUGCGUAGACGCUUGCACGCUGGUCGGAAAGUAG